This is a messenger RNA of Lactuca saligna, 2548 nucleotides long. The record is from the annotation of a GenBank genome assembly. Lineage: Eukaryota; Viridiplantae; Streptophyta; Magnoliopsida; Asterales; Asteraceae.
GACAGACAAAGUGCUACUCCGUUAAAGGGGUGGGAUUGGGUGGUGGUGAGGUGUACCGAACUCUUGCGUACACGUGCAUCCCUGCAAUCGUUCUUUACACCUUUCACAAUUGACAUGGCCGUUUCCACUUUCCAGGACCUACGCCUUACGGGUUUCUUGUUCGAGAAGCUGUUUUUCUGUUCUUGCGUCGUCGGCGUUUCAUUUCAAUCAACAGAAAAAAGUGUAUAUCAAAUUAUCAAUGCGUACGGAAAAUAAUCUGUUCAUAAUUAGCGAUUGCUGCGAUCAUUUUGGAUAAUUUCUUCACAUACAUACGCUAAUUUUGCAAGAGAAGCUAGGGUUUUGGGGAUUCUUGUUGAUAGGGGUUUUUUAGGUCUGUAAAAUCGAGUGAUUGCUGAUGGUGGAUGUGGAUGCUAAAGAGAACGAGGGUGGUAAUGGCGAUGAUAAGAAGAAGAACCGUCUAUGGAUGCGGUGGGGAAUUAUCGGAGCUGUGAUCACAGUUUUAGUUGCCCUAUCUCUCAAUCCUUGGCGGAAUUCUCUCAAUCUAUCUCUCCUCCAUAAAUCGUACCUCUGUUCUGAGGAUACUUGUAAAUACACAGGCCUCAUUGAGGACUGCUGUUGCGACUUUGAAAGUGUCGAUGAUAUUAAUGGAGCAGUUCUACAUCCAUUGUUGCAAGAGCUUGUUACCACUCCCUUCUUCCGAUACUUCAAGGUUAAAUUAUGGUGUGAUUGCCCUUUCUGGCCUGAUGAUGGAAUGUGUAAAAUGCGUGAUUGCAAUGUAUGCGAGUGUCCAGAACAUGAAUUCCCCGAAUCUUUUAAAACACCAUCAUUAAACGUUCUUCCAAAAGAUGAUCCUGUAUGUCAAGAGGGAAAACCAGAAGCUACUGUGGAUCGAACCCUAGAUGACAAGUCGUUUAAAGGCUGGGUAGAAGUCGAUAAUCCAUGGACUCAUGAUGAUGAAACUGAUAAUGAAGAAAUGACGUAUGUGAAUCUGCAAUUAAAUCCCGAACAUCAUACUGGAUACACGGGUCCAUCAGCUAGAAGAAUAUGGGUUGCUAUAUACUCAGAACAUUGUCCAAGAUAUGCAUAUGGGGAGAUGUGCCCGGAGAAGAAAGUACUAUACAAAUUAAUAUCUGGUCUUCACUCUUCAAUUUCAAUCCACAUAGCUGCUGAUUAUCUUCUUGACAUAAAAAAUAAUAAGCGGGGUCCAAAUCUUAAAUUGAUGCGUGACCGAGUAUUGAAACAUCCUGAUCGCGUGCAAAAUCUUUACUUCACUUUUUUAUUCAUUCUUAGAGCUGUGACAAAAGCAGGUGGUUACUUGGAUGAGGCGGAGUAUGAUUCAGGGAACGAUUUAGAGGAUGUGAAAGCGGGAGAAUUGAUAAGAAGAUUGGUACAAAAUCCGAAAUUACAAGCUGCAUGUGCACUUCCAUUUGAUGAAGCUGAAUUAUGGCAAGGUCAAGGUGGGCCCAUGCUUAGGCAACAGAUCCAAAAUCAAUUUCUAAACAUCAGUGCACUGAUGGACUGUGUGGGUUGUGAGAAGUGUCGUCUUUGGGGAAAACUUCAGAUUCUUGGUAUUGGAACAGCGUUAAAAAUUCUGUUUUCUGUUAAUGAUAAGGAAAACCCGGACACACAUUUGCUGUUACAAAGAAAUGAAGUGAUUGCUCUAGUUAAUUUACUAAAUCGGCUAUCGGAGUCUCUUAUAUUCGUUAAUAAAAUGGGGACUCCUCCUAAAGAAAUAAUCAAUAGACCAUGGGGAUUCUCGUCAGUGGCUUAUUGGUGGCUAAAAUCUAACCAACAAUUGUCAUUGUCAACAAACACCACCGACCCAUUUUGAUAAUGAGACAUGAUCAAAGUGAAGAUAAAAAAAAAAAAAUAGAGCAGCAAAAUAUUUUAAUUUGAGCUUGAAUUUACUUAUGUUAGAAAGUUUUUUUAUUUUUUUUAAAAUCAAUAAAUAUGAAGAAAAAAAUUAUAGUAAUUCAAUGGUUAGUGAAUUAUGCCAUUGAACAGGUUUUGUAGGGUUGUUUUUAUGAGAAAGGGCAUUCAUGUUAUUUGCAAAAACUAAAGAUCAAGGAAUAGUGUUUGUUUGUUCCAUUUUUUUUGGAAGACUUUUAAGAAGCAUAAAUGUAUUCACUACUAGCAAAGAAUAUGGCUUUCAACAUUCAUCGAGUUCAUGUCAAAAGACCAAUACAAGAACACCAAAACAUACAUUUGAUCUAACAACACGAUUCACAUCAAAAUAUUUUCUUUCUACAACUUCUUCUUCCCCAUCAUCAUCAUCAUCUCAUCAUAGAUUUUGAUCAUUGAAUUCUCAAUUUUGCCCCUCUUUACAAGCGUAACUUCUAUUCUUAUGUACAUUGUAGUAGCAUAAAAGUAUAACACAAAACUAAAUCAACUUUUUUUUUUCUGAGCCCUUGACAUGGAGAGAGAAGUUGUUCAUCAUCAUACGAUUCGCACUAAAAUCUUGGAUAAUCUUUCUUGUAGGGGAUUUUUUUUUUUUUUUCUUUUUUUGUUAUUGUGGAGUGAUUGGUUAUAUCUCGAUUCCAGCUUCUUU